AUGAGUACCCCUCGCCUUGUACACCAUAAUUACAACUACUCCUCCUGUCUUGCUCGUCAUGAGGACGGCUCCAGAAGCAGACAUUGGCGUCAACUGGACGAUUUCCACUCUCUGACCGACUUGAAGAUAGCCGUAUCUUCGCAUAGAGAGCCUCAAAUCACAGCUGGGCUGCGGUCGGUUUGCUGGAAGAUUUUCCUUCUGUUCAAGACUCUGGACCGCUCCUCAUGGCCGAAUCGGCUGUCCGAGUCGCGCAACACAUACCGCUCACUCCAUUCUCAUUACCUUCGCGCGAUUGAGCAUCCCGACGAAUUCGAAUCGUCCGUCGACCCUCUCACUGAAAAUGCAGAGUCCCCAUGGGAAGCCCUCCGCGCCGACGAGGCUCUCCGCGCCGAAAUCUUCCAGGACAUCGAGCGAUGCAUGCCUGAGAACAUGUACUUCCGCCAGCCCGCUACACAAAACAUGAUGCUGGAUAUCCUGUUCGUAUGGUGUAAAAUGCACUCGCAAAUUGGGUACAGGCAGGGCAUGCAUGAAAUAUUGGCGCCUCUGCUAUGGGUAGUGGAAAGAGAUGCGGUAGACACAACCCAGACGGAUGGCCAGGAUGUUGAUGAUUCCCUUGUUCAGAUGCUUGACGCCAAAUAUAUCGAGCAUGACUCGUUCACAGUCUUCUCGUUGAUUAUGCAGACGGCCAAGUCAUUCUACGCACCCGCUGAAACAGGAUCUUCGGCCAAAGAUACCCCAAUGAUUGCACGAUGCUCACGAAUUUUCGAAAGAUAUCUUCCCAAGGCGGACCCGGAGCUCGCUGCGCAUCUGACCAAGCUCGAGAUCGUUCCACAAAUCUUUCUCUUACGAUGGAUUCGGCUAUUGUUUGGGCGUGAGUACCCUCUGGACGAAGUUCUCAACAUGUGGGAUGCCUUGUUCGCCAUCGAUGCCACACUCGAGCUUGUCGACAUGAUCUCGGUGGCUAUGUUGCUUCGCAUACGCUGGGAUCUGGUGGCAGCCGAUACCAACGAAGUGUUCACACUCUUGCUGCGAUAUCCAGAGCCAAAAUCCCCCGCGUUUACAUUCAUCAAGGACGCUCUGUAUCUGCGAGAUCAUCUCACCCCAGAAGGUGGUGCCGAGAUUAUAUCGCGAUACGGCAAGAAAGCGCCGACGCUUGAUGAAAACCCGCCACCCACCAUCCAUACCCCUCCAUCUCCGCCAGUUACUUCAUCGCAUCGACCGAGAACCAGCUUGGGGUCGACACGCAGCUUUGUGGGACAGCAAGGUGGCAGCAUAGAAGCUAUCCUUCAAGGUGCCGCGAAGAAUGUUAUGGACCGCGGGUCACAAUGGGGAGUAAGCAAAGUGAUUCGUGAUGCCGUAGGAGAAGUCAAGAAGAAUGUUGAAGCUAUACAGUCUGGGACCAGCUCAGGUCAGAUCACACCACGGGCGGGCGGUCGAGAAUUCCGCAAACCAGCACAGUUAGUCACUACUGCUGUGGGAAACAGGCCAAGUGCUGGACGGAGUCAGUCGGGCAACGCCGUCAGAAAGAUUGAGAGUUUGGAACGGAGGAGCAAGAACCUCGCCAAAAUGCUCGAAACUGCAGUGGCUGAGCUCUGGGAGCACCACAAAGAGCAAAGCGAAGAUGGCAAAGGGAAACAAGAAUCGGUCGAGGCAUUGAGCAUGGCCAUCGCAAAAGUUCAGUUUGUUCAGGUCUAUCUAGAGGAUUCGUCGAUACCACUGCCUGUCGAUGAGACGACGGAGGAAGCAGCUACGACGAGUGCCACGGCGAGCCUUCUGACCCCGACAACCCCGUCCACGGUGGUACCAGAUCGCACAUCGAGUGCGCCACCGUUGGCAAGCAGUCCAAACUCGCGGUCCGCAUCAUCAGCGUCCAUCCCACGUCCGACGUCACCUCCUGCAACCCAAAAGUCACCCACAUCCUCCAACCUGUCGCCCCGGUCACGGCCGACAUUAGCGUCUUCCAACUUCUCUUGGAUGCUGGGCCAGGAUUCGACGGCUUCCACAUUCGCUUCGAACACGGCCCAUUCGGCAUUUGCAUCAGACGAGAAACGGCGAAUGAAAGGCAAAGGAUUCUUGUUUGGCGACGAAGACGAGGGUGACUCGUUUAGUCAAGGUGGUGACAAAAGCGGAGGUGCGGGCGGAAAGAAUAGUAAGCAGCGCAAGAACAGCAAGGUGAAGGGUACGGAGAUGGAGGUCGAAGAAGAAGUCAUCGAUCUGGAAGAGGUGGGUAAGAGAGGAGCUGUCAGUUGA
Messenger RNA from Periconia digitata, 2250 nucleotides. The record is from the annotation of a GenBank genome assembly. NCBI's taxonomy places the organism in Eukaryota, Fungi, Ascomycota, Dothideomycetes, Pleosporales, Periconiaceae.